AUGCUCGCUUUCUUCAUUUUACAACCAGAGACUAGCGCACUGGGAAAGAGCCGCGCGGCACACGGUGCUUCGCGCUGCUCUCGUUGCUCGCUCGCGCCACUCUUUCCGCAUUCGUCGCGUUCCGCAUCUCUCGCCACUCCAGCCAUGGCACCCCACGAUGACGUGGCGAAUCAUCCACCUGUGCCUGAUGACGUGGCAAGUCGUCCCCGCGUGUUGGUUCUGGGCUCUCCCUCUGUCGGCAAAACCACCCUCGCACACCGGCUCACAGGUGCACACCCCCACGAGUACAGCAGCACAAGCUCCAACACGGCUGCAGGAGAGUGUUUCAGCUGGCAGGUAGACACCAAGUAUUACACGGCAGCAGUGGCCGUGUGGACGGCGCGCCUCUCCUCCGUGCUGCCCUGCAGCACCACCAGCCCCGCCUCGCCCCUCGUGAGAGGAGUUGAGGCGCUGCUGCUCGUCUUCGACCUCUCCAAUCCAGCGUCAUUCGCGGCCGUGCAGAGGUGGGCAGAGCGGGCAGACCUGAGUCGCUUUGAGAUCCGCCUAUGCGUCGGCAACAAGGCAGACCGGGUGCGGCGAGGGGGCAGUGCGGGUGAGAGAAGCAGGCGUGGGCGGCAGAGAGGAGGGGGGAGAGACGGGGAGGAGCAGAGUGACUUUGAUGGCGCCAUGCUGCUGGGCGCAGGCAGGGGGGAUGGGGAGGAAGCGGGGGAGGGGGAGGGAGAGAAGGCAGAAGCUGGGGAAUCUGUGGAUGCGGGAGAAGUGGAGAGGGAGUGGAGCAGCGAGGGGGCAGGAGAGGGAGGUAGAGGGCAGGAAGGGGAGGUGAGGCGGCGGCAGUGCGAGGAGUGGUGUGCGGAUAACGGCAUCGAGUACGUGGAGGCGUGUGCUGCCCAUGAGGAGAUUGACGCUGGUGAGUGGGGAGUGGGCCUGAGUGAGUACGUGGAGGCAUGUGCAGCCAGCAAGGCAAUGGGUGCCGCCCUGGGCACGGACGGAGAGAUGCAAGGCAUACAGCGCAUCCGCACGGCCCUGGGCGCGCACAUGUGGCCGGGGCUGGCACUCAAGGCGCCAGGGGGGGCGCGGGGUGCUCCCAUGCAGGGGCUGUCGCAGCUCAUGGGGCUGGCGGGCAGCCAUGCAUCACACACGCAUGAAGGCCAACCCGACUCACCGCAUUCGUCCUCGGCAUCAGAGGAGAGCACCGACACUGACAGCGACAGCGACCCCGCGUCCUUGGACCCAACGCACUUCCCCUACCACCGCCUCGACGACGCCCCUGACCCUGCGCUGCCCCACUCGCCGCCCGCCCACCCCUCCCUCGUCUCCGCUCCCUGCGCUGCUUCUUCUGCCAGCAAUGGGUCUGUGCCUGCUGGUGAGGUUGGCAGUGCAGCUGGUGCUGGUGUUUCUGGUGAAACUGCUGGUGUUGCCGGUGAGGCUGCCGGGAAGGACGAGGAACGGAAGGAGAAAGAGGAGGGGAGCGAGGCGGAUGAGGAUUUUGGGCCUGACCGCACUGAUAGUGACACCCGUGAGGGGGUGCACUUGCACCCGUUUGACCACGGCGAUGCUGACGAGGCAAGGGCGGACAUGGACGGCAUGGAGCGUCUGUUUCUGCAGGUGGCGUCGGUGCGCAGCAGCCUGCAGAACGCGCCUGAUGCUGUUCGGCGCGACACGGCCGCCCGGCUGGCCAUGCAGAUUGCACAGAUGCUGGGGGGCGAUGAUGAUGAUGCCCGCAUUCGCCGCGCUCCGCAUCUCUCGCCACGCGAGCUGACCGCAUUGAUUGCGAAUCGAGUGCUUGCUGCCCUCCACGCCCUCGUGCCGCCAUGCCCCCUUGUCCCUUACAUCACUUCGGGCGAGUGUGGAGCUGCAGCCGACCCCUACGUCGAGUGCGACCCCCUGCUGGUGCUGCUGGACGUGCUGCUCUUAAAGCCCCAGGCGCACCGCCAUGUGGUGCACAACCUCGUGCUUGCCUCACCCACGCCCCAUGCACGCCCGCUGUGCCUCGCCACAGCCCUCAUUCUGCUCUGCCAUGCCACGCUGCUGGUGUUCCGGGCGGCACACGGCAUCACAGUUGACCCUGCACACCUUCUCUCCCUCCCCAUCAUCGCCCAGGGUGUGGCGGUGUCUCUCCUCUCCAAGCUCCUCUUCCUCGCUCUCGUCUUCUUCUCCCUGCCCGCCGCCCGACACCUGCUGAGCUGGCUGCCUGCAAUUGGGCCACCUCAAGCAGCCAGCAGUCAGAAAAAGCCACAUAGUGUGCCCUUCCCAGUGGUCUUCUACAGCCUGCUCCUCUCCAGCCCUCCGGAGUGCCUUGCACUCCCGCUUCUGAUAUGGAAGUACGAGUGGGGCAUGCUCUUCCUCUCCGUGCAAGUGCUGCUCUUCGUCUCACACAUCGCCUCCUUACAAGCUGUUUCCUUCAUCCCAUGGCCAGCAGCAGCAGCAAGCAUAGCAUGUGGGCACAUGGCCAUACAUGCAUUUGAGGCUAGAGCAUGUGCCAUGCUUGCUCAAAGCUAUUGGAUGGCGGGGCGGGCGGGGCGCGACAAGGGCGCGCUGCGCGCGAUGAUGCGCGAGAUGGCGCAGAAGACGGAGAAGCGCAUCGACUCCCCGCUCGUGAGGUACAACGAACUGGGGCAGGCCGUGUGCCGAGUCUGCACCACCGUGAUCAAAUCCGAAAGCCUCUGGGCGGCACAUCUUGUCAGCAAGCAGCACAAGGAGAGUGCGGAGCGGCUCAAGCAGAGGGCCAAGGCCGCAGCACCGCCCGCUACCGCCGGUGCCACCAGUGCAGCGCCGCGACCCACAGCGGCAACAACCCCGGCAGCACCAGGUGGCGGGAGGCCUGCUGCUGCUUCUGCUGCCGGCGCCCUCCCGAGUGACUUCUUCGAUUCCGCAUCGGCGGCUAAACGGCCCCGCCAUG
Messenger RNA from Closterium sp. NIES-65, 2899 nucleotides. The record is from the annotation of a GenBank genome assembly. NCBI's taxonomy places the organism in Eukaryota, Viridiplantae, Streptophyta, Zygnematophyceae, Desmidiales, Closteriaceae.